AUGUCAACUGAUGAAAAAAAUAAACCUAGGCGUUCAAAAAGAUCAAUCGCUAAGGUCGAUUAUAGAAAUACCAAGACAUGGAACAUUAUUCUGGACGAUGAAAGUAACAACAUAGGUACAAAGAAACCCACCAAGACCACUUCAUCCCCCACUAAGUAUACUGCUGAAACGGGGAAACCUAAAACGGGGAAACCUAAAACUGAAAAAACCGAACAAGCUAUAAUACGACCUGUAACGUCAAAACCAAAUAUUACAAAAAAUAAAGAAACUGAAAAUACUGUUUUUAACGAACCUGAGGUGCAUGAGUUAAUAUCUCAAACAACAGGUGUGCCAUUGAGUGUCGGUCCCUCCGAGAAAAUUAAGCAUGAAGCUUAUUGGAACUAUGACAAACAGAAUAAUACAGAACAGAUUAUAAAAUUUACUUCCAAAUACAAAUCUAACAUUAAUGAAUCAAGUAAUAUCACUCAUGAAAGCUAUAUAAGGGAAUCGAGGAAAAGGCUAAAUUCGGAUCUUUUAACUACUCCUUUAAAACACAAGUCUCCUUCAAAAAAGAGAACGAAACAAGUUCAGCAACAUAAGAAAAAAUUAUUUGGCCAAAAUAAUGAAGAUGGAUCAGUAUUGGCAACUAAGUCAACAGAAGAAGCUACAACUACUACUGAUUCAACACAACAGAACAGGGAUUAUUGCCAAUGUUGCAAUCAAACAGGACUAUUUCUUUGUUGUGACACGUGCCCGAAUUCCUUUCAUUUUUCAUGUUAUCAUCCUAUUUUGGAUCCAGAUAAUUUGCCAGAGGGAACAUGGUCAUGCAUUGAAUGUUUAGCUAAAAAACCAGAUUAUUUAUCAAACUCCUCAAAAUUUCUACCUGUUUUACAAUCUGUCGAGAAUCCAACACAAUUAAUUGACAACAUGCUUCAAAAUAAACAAUCGGAUAAAAUACCUAAAACAGUAACUCCAGUUAAGGGAACCAGAAUGUUUGGGAAACUUUUACAGAAAAUGACCAGACUUAAUCCCCGACAAUUCCGUUUACCAUCCCACAUUAUCAAUAAUUUCGAUAAAAUCUCCAGAGAUGACGGAAAUAAUGGCGAGUUUCAUAUUGCAAACGAGUGGAAACGUUCUUUAACACUAAAGCAAAUUAAAAACGGCAAGUAUAACAGAAUGGACCAAUUAAUCUAUCCAGAUCUACAUAUACUAGAACCUAAGCCUGCACAAGAAGAUAUUACUUAUAGACCUGGUUUUUUGAAAUGUUACAAAUGCGGGAAAACAUCGAUGGGGAAUGGAGAUUCGCCAUAUUUAGAGAAAUUUAUUGUAAAAUGUGAAUAUUGCUACACUCCUUGGCAUUUGGAUUGUUUAGGAAUCACGAGCUUUAAAAACUUGGGGAAAAAAUGGAAAUGUCCUUUGCAUGCAGAAGAACCAAAAUAUAUAUGGAAAAAUAAAACACUAGUGUACCCGACUUUACCUUGUGAGGUAAAGAACGAUGGAAAUGUGAAGAUCGUAACGUUCCCAUUUGAAAAAGAGUAUAUUGAGAAUAAUGAAGUGUCUAAAGAACAAAUAGUUUUGACUGAACAAAGUGUUCAAUUAGAUUUUGUGGACAAAAUUUAUAAAACCAGAGAAGCACAACACAAUCAAUAUUUGAAAUCACAAGAAAGAAUACUCGACAAGAUUUUAUGCAAUUAUACAAUGAUAUCAGGCUUGCCUAACUUGUUGUAUUUCAGUAGCGACAGGAAUUUAAAGAAAUUAUGGGAUUUUAAAGAAUUAUGUAAUAUUGCUAAUUUAGAUAAUAAUUUGGAAAGCGAAACAUUGUCGGAUGUUGAAAUAUUGCAACUAAAGACUUUAAAAAAAAUUCUGGAGUCAAAAGACAAAAAAGAAGUGCUAAACUUUUUUGGAAUAAAAUAA
Messenger RNA from Saccharomycodes ludwigii, 1893 nucleotides. It is a transcript of the gene RCO1, whose product is annotated as Rco1p. The coding region runs from base 1 to 1893 and encodes 630 amino acids. The transcript has a single exon. Gene Ontology annotation, cellular component: Rpd3S complex. The record is from RefSeq and is a predicted model, not a curated record. NCBI's taxonomy places the organism in Eukaryota, Fungi, Ascomycota, Saccharomycetes, Saccharomycodales, Saccharomycodaceae. Gene Ontology annotation, biological process: regulation of transcription by RNA polymerase II.